Ceraceosorus guamensis is the source of this 810-nucleotide messenger RNA. Its product is annotated as histone 3. Gene Ontology annotation, molecular function: DNA binding; protein heterodimerization activity; structural constituent of chromatin. The coding region runs from base 303 to 713 and encodes 136 amino acids. The record is from RefSeq and is a predicted model, not a curated record. Gene Ontology annotation, cellular component: nucleosome. The transcript is spliced from 3 exons. NCBI's taxonomy places the organism in Eukaryota, Fungi, Basidiomycota, Exobasidiomycetes, Ceraceosorales, Ceraceosoraceae.
CAAAAUGUCCUGGCAGGCCUUUGGCCAAACAGAUACGUGUGUGGCCCUACGGCUCGCUGAGCGGCUAGCCACUCACGAGUGUGGUGAGGAAUGUCGCCAAGUCUGUCGAGCAUGCACAUCUCUCCCAAUCUAAUGACGUGCAUGAGCAACGCGCCCCCCCUUCCUGCUCGUCCUCUUAAACCAAGCCCAUUCUCGUUCACUUACACUUUUAUCCUCCUUCCCCACAACUAUCAUCGUGAUCUUCGCACGCACUCUGUCACUCACCAAGACACAUCACUCAACCCUCAAACAACUCAGUCACAAUGGCUCGCACCAAGCAAACCGCACGCAAGUCUACCGGUGGUAAGGCACCCCGCAAGCAGCUCGCUACCAAGGCCGCUCGCAAGUCUGCCCCCUCCGCUGGUGGUGUCAAGAAGCCUCACCGUUACCGCCCUGGAACUGUCGCUCUGCGUGAGAUUCGUCGUUACCAGAAGAGCACUGAGCUCCUCAUCCGCAAGCUUCCCUUCCAGCGUCUCGUUCGUGAGAUUGCUCAGGAUUUCAAGACCGACUUGCGCUUCCAGUCCUCGGCCGUCAUGGCUCUCCAGGAGUCUGCUGAGGCCUACCUUGUCUCUCUCUUUGAGGACACCAACCUGGCUGCCAUCCACGCCAAGCGUGUCACCAUCCAGCCCAAGGACAUCGCUCUCGCACGUCGUCUCCGUGGCGAGCGCUCUUGAGCGUUUCUCAGCUUGGUCACAAACCUUGCCACUACUUCGUACAUCUGGAGCUCAGCUCAUCAAGCUCUAACUCGUACACUGUCAAUCUCAUCCGGCG